CACUGCUUCACGCCUUUCAUUACUUCCGUUAUGACCAUUACCUUCUCUUCAGGCUGCCCUGCUACUACUCCUAUUCCCACUCCUUCGCCUGUUGCUGGGUAUGACUCUUGCUAUGCAAACUUUGUCAUUACUGCAGCAAACUGUACUAUUACCGUCGAUAAUCAAUUCACGCCUUGCCAAUGCGACGCUUCUGGUAAUUGUUCAGGGGUAUCAGUAGCUGGCACUCCCACAGCCGACGCGACUCAAGCCAUCCCAUGUAACGGUCAACCUAUCCCAUUCCCAUCCACUGGCAGCUCUGAAUUCUCUGUUUCAGGAUCAUGCACAUACAAGAAAGCAGGUUCUGCCACUACAAAUAAUAAUACCAGUGCUGGAAUUUCACUGACCAAGUCAAACAUGCUAAUUGCUGCUAGUUUAGUGCUUUGUGCUGUUAUCGGUAGCUUUUAAAUAUAAUACAUCGAAUGUGUAAUGUAGCUUGACCAGCCCAUUUUUCCGCACCUGUUGACUUAAUGAUUGACAGUGAGAGGAUUUUGGAGUUAUAAUUUGUUGAUCUGGCAGAUUCGACAGAGACAGUUUGAACUACCACCUUCAAAGUUGCCUUUGCGUAUGUGAUAUAGGAAUUGGUAUUUCUAACCUUGUUUUCUCAAGAGAUUUUACCCUUUUCAAAUACAACCAUGAAACAUUCGCG
Umbelopsis ramanniana AG is the source of this 685-nucleotide messenger RNA. RefSeq lists its product as uncharacterized. The coding region runs from base 31 to 444 and encodes 137 amino acids. The transcript has a single exon. NCBI's taxonomy places the organism in Eukaryota, Fungi, Mucoromycota, Umbelopsidomycetes, Umbelopsidales, Umbelopsidaceae. The record is from RefSeq and is a predicted model, not a curated record.